UACGAGAGCGCACGAGCCGUGGCAGCGAACGAACGAGCGCCCCGACCGAUCGUCCGACACGAAGUGGGACCGCAGAAAAUAAUCGGAGGUGGGGGCUGAUUCAAGAAUCGACGUGGACACCCUCGCCUUCCAAAGUCAUUCACCUAACGGUCAUCGCCGCGUCAAGAAUCUUCUUCUUGUUCUUCUUCUUCUUUCCUCCGUGUAUCCUUCCGUUAUCCGGUUCGCGGACCCAAAGGAUUCGUUUCCUUUUCGCCGGUGUCCUGUUCGGCCAGUGAAGAUAAACACUAAGAAAUUGGUUCGCCACUAUUAGAAGCUAACUCUGUUUCUACGAUUGGAUUGCAACCGAACGGAGUGGAUCUGUUUCGCUGUCGAGAACAAUCCCAGCAACCGAGAGUGACAUUCGAAAGAGGCGAACGCAAGAUUCGUCGAGAGGAACCUUCGACCUUCGGACUUGAAGUUUCCCGCGUAUACUGACGAGAAGGAUUUUCUCUCGAUUUGAUGGACUGACCGACCGAUGGACAUUCGCGCUUGGCGUGUGUUUUGAGACGGUUUCGUCGGGAACGGAGUGAAUUCGUCGAAACUGUAAAGACUUUUGGACUGUUCACGGUACCCGACGGUGACAGCGAUCGAGUGAUCAGUGUCGCGAAUCUGUGAUCGCAACGGUUCGGCGAUACGUUAUGGUGACAAAGUGCUCGAUAGUGUGUUUUACCUAAAAGGGGGACUGCUAACGAUUGUUUCGUUGAUGAUUCUCUGGCAACGUUCACCACCGUCGCAUUCAAGGUACGUGCUCUUGUUUACGAGGGGCAACGGAUCCAAAAUUGGGACACCUGUUCCCGAAUCUGACACCCGGGGACUUCUAACGCUAUCACGCGAAUGGCACUGCGCGCAGAGAUGAACCAACAGUGCAAGGUGUGCGGUGAGCCCGCGGCCGGCUUCCACUUUGGUGCAUUCACCUGCGAGGGCUGCAAGUCUUUCUUUGGGAGAUCCUACAACAAUCUGAGCAGCAUCUCGGAGUGCAAAAAUGGCGGCGAGUGCGUGAUCAACAAGAAAAACCGUACCGCUUGCAAAGCUUGCCGCUUGAGGAAAUGUCUCCUCGUGGGCAUGUCGAAGUCGGGCUCGCGAUACGGUCGCAGGUCCAACUGGUUCAAAAUCCACUGUCUGCUGCAAGAGCAACAGCAGCAGCAACAACAACAACAGCAGCAACAACAGCACCACUACCAGCAAAGCCUACCGAGUCAACAACUGGCGCAACAACAACGAAAGCCGAUGAGCCCGCCUAUCGGAAUUCACGCUGGUCAACGAAAGGACGACGUGCUGAUGCUGGGUCUGGACGACUACAAGAACUCGACAUCGCCCAGCAUCAGCUCGCCGGAAUCGCACAACAGCGACAGUUCCGUGGAGAUAUCUGAGAGACGAGCAGCCUUCUCCGGACACCCUGGCUUCAGACCGCUGCACUCGCACCUGCAGCCUUCCGUGGCCGAUCUCUCGGCCCUUAGCAAAGAGAUGAUGAGCCUACCGCUAGGUUUUCACCUUGGUGGCAUGUCCCUGAUACCACCAGCUUUUCUACCACCUCCAAGUCUCACCAUGUUCUCACCCUACCAUCUCUACGCGACAUCUCACGGAGCUUCUCACCCGUUGGUACCAAAUCACCCGUCUACUCUACUUCGACACUCACCCGUGAUCGAGGACACCACCAGCGCGAUUUCCGCCACAACGACGACGACCACCACCACCACCACGAUCAGCCUCGACAACAAGGAGUCCUGCGAGAAUAACAACAACAACAACAACGACAGAUACGCGCACAACCACAACGUGCAGACAUCCAGGCAAAGUUCCUCACCGUGUGUGGAUGUCGGUGAAACCUAUACCAAGCGAUUCUAUUUGGACGCGGUGUUGAAGAGCCAACGAACGCACGCGGCGAGUUCACCGAUGUCCGUCAAGGGACGUUCCGAAAAUGGAUCUCCUGUUUGCAGUCCAGCAGCGGAAACGGACUGUCUCCCUCCCCAAGACAACCCCAUGGACUUGUCCAUGAAGUCCGUCACGACGCCCGCUAGAGACGAAACGGAGGACGACGAAAUCGACAUGGAGAGCAUCAGCGAUCGAGACAGCCCUCCGCCGAAAAGGAAACCCGCGCCUAUAGACCUAACGACGAGGUCCUAGAAGGAACAGAACUUUCAACCAGCGUCCAACUACGCGAGUAUUUCACUCGAGAUCCAUCGAUUCGCGUUGGUUCGCGCCUGUAGCCAUACGAUUCCCUGUUUUUUCUCGAACUCGGCGGGUGCUCGAUGGUCGCGCAACGAUUCCCAGAACCGUGCGUUAUCCUUAACUGCGUUCUUGCCCGAUCAGGAAUUACCCGAUCGUUCUCACGGAGACAAAUCAUUCGCGCCCGAAUCGUUAAAUGCGCUUGGCUAGAGCGCAAUCUCGCGUAAAUAUCCGUGGCGGUUGGGAAGAAUGAAGGAUUAACGUCUCAAUUCCGGGUAAUCACGGUGAGGAUCGCGAGUCGCCGAUCGAUGGCUGGUUGCGCAAAAGCCAAUCGACUUUAACGAGAGUCCUCCGCUUUAAUUAACGAGCGCGCGCUCGCGCGGUAAUCGCACAAGAGAGGGAGAAAGAGAGAAGGAGAAGACGCGUUCGCAGAAGAGGGAGAACAACAUCGGUGCAUCGGUUGAUAAACACGUCAAACUGCGGGGUGCACGUGUUCGGAACGUGCGUUACAAACCGGCGUACACGUGUAGAACGUUGCCAACCGCUUUAUCUUACAAGCGUUCGACGCCUGCCAAUGUAAACGCCUCCGUCGCCGCCGCUCCGCCGCCUCUUCUCUGCUUUUGUCCCAAGCGUAUUUGCCCUCGACGCCGCGAAGAAUCUCCGCCGAUAUGAGAAUCGCGACCUGUCCACCCCCUACCCCGACCCCGACCCCCCUCCCUUUGGCCGUAUCCGCUGGAAUCCAUGACGAAUCUCGCGAUUACGGAGAGCACGGGGAUUUCGGGUGAAAUUCCUGUGCUCCUACUCACGGACCGACGGGAUCCUUCCUGGUAAACGCCUGGACGAUACUUUCUCAGCCGUUGAGACCGAACCUAGACGCUUCGAACACAGAUUUGCUUUUAGCACGCUGAACAGACCAUCCAAGGCUCGCUCAAUUCGGAGAGGAACAUUUCAGAGGCCUCCACGCCCUUUUAAAAGUCCCCGGUAUGUUAAGAAGUCUUUCUUUUUAUAAUAAGCAAUAAUUUUCAAUGCGAAGAGUUGGUAGUGCCGAGUUUCAUCCCCAGAAGAAUUUAGAUUUCUAUAAAUUUGAGGCUGAUUUACCCUGUGAUAGGGCCUGCCUUUGAAAUAUCCUAGCCGAGAUCUCCUUGACUCUUGUUUCUAGCAAGAGAGUGAUCCAUGACAAUUUCGAUACAACGAAUAAUGUACAGUAUUCAACGUCCCACCCCAGAGCGUUAACGAAAUCAACAAUCGUGUCGUUAAACAGGAUAAAUCAAUAACUUCGUCCACUUUGAAUGUUUCUAUUAUUUAUUCAAAAACUGAAAAAAGAUUUCAAAAAUAUAGUGUUUCGUUAAAGAAAACCAUUGAUGACCUUGAAAUCUCGUAAAAAAUGACCUUGGAAAAAAUUAUGUUCUGCCGCUAUAAGUGCUCCUCAAAACGGUGCAAGUUCGUCGUGAUAAAUUUCAUCGCUGCAUUAUAACUAACGGAAAUAUUCAAGAUGACAAAGUUAUUGUCUUCACCCUAAGUAUGCUCGAAUCUACGAUUGUUGUAUGUAUAUAGAGACUGUAAAUAUGUAUGUUUCCUUAAGAUAUUCUUGUUAAGCGUAACGUCGAACGCGUCCCUUAUUUUUUACACCGUUGCAAGCAUCGCGACGAAGGCGAUGUUAGCGAUUUCAUGUACACUUAUGCUUUGUUAGGUAUUCUUGUUAUCGAAGGAUUAUCGAGGUAGUCAAUAAAUGGCCAGUAUUUUAUUUUAUGGUUAAUAAUUGUUGAUCGUAUUUAGGUAGCGACUUCGGACACGUGCAAUUGUAGAUGUAUUCUAUUUAAUUCGAUUCCCAGUUGCGUGUGGGUGCGAAUCACGGGGCACUUCAUCUUGUACCGAAAUAUCACGUAUUAGCGAAUAAGGCGGGGACAAAAGUGUAAAUGUUAAAUAAGUAGGCAAGAUUUUUCUGCGCGAACGGGACCCGGGCCAGUACUUACUUGUACAUAGAAUAACGAAUUGCAUCGUUCAAACUAAUUAGAGGAUCGCGAGGAAAACAUACCAAACGUUGAGAAAAAACAAAACGAAGAAGGGAAUCCUGCAAUUAUCUUGAACGGUGUAUUUCGCGAUUUUAAACGAUUAUGUAAAUCGAUCGAUGAUUGCGGUAUUUUUGCCGCGACAACGAAUUUUAUGAAUACAAAUAUAUUAUUGAUACACUUAAUAUAAUUCUCGGCGUCCACGUUACUGAAACUAUGCUUCAGAUUGAUAUACCAACUAUAAAGCCAUGCUGUUCCGCAAGUAAAGUACAAACCCACCAAUCCCUGGGCCCUAUAUUUGUAAAUACAUAGGUCGAAAAACAUUCGUGUUGCUUGUGUUUCUUAGCGUCGUCGCUGGUGCUAGCAUUCAGGCUGGCCAUCGUCGGUCGAAAUGUGCAGUUUACAGGCGAACACCUCCUCGUAACGACACCGUGAGAA
This is a messenger RNA of Hylaeus volcanicus, 4652 nucleotides long. RefSeq names its product knirps-related protein-like. Gene Ontology annotation, molecular function: sequence-specific DNA binding; DNA-binding transcription factor activity; zinc ion binding. NCBI's taxonomy places the organism in Eukaryota, Metazoa, Arthropoda, Insecta, Hymenoptera, Colletidae. The coding region runs from base 874 to 2163 and encodes 429 amino acids. The transcript is spliced from 3 exons. The record is from RefSeq and is a predicted model, not a curated record. Gene Ontology annotation, biological process: regulation of DNA-templated transcription.